Salvelinus sp. IW2-2015 is the source of this 1196-nucleotide messenger RNA. NCBI's taxonomy places the organism in Eukaryota, Metazoa, Chordata, Actinopteri, Salmoniformes, Salmonidae. The record is from RefSeq and is a predicted model, not a curated record.
CUGGGGGUCAAGACAAUUUUCUACAUACAUCACACAUUCACCUAUAUUGGGCACACGAUUUUAAUCACGGAUUAUUAUUGAUUAUCUCUUAUUUUGACAAGAACGCUAGCUAGCUAGGUGGCUGCGGACUGGCAAAGUAACAGUAUUCCAUCAAUGAUACCUCUGAAUAGCGGGCGGGAGGUGGGGCCGUGGCCCAUUUCACUUCCUUAAUCCAAGAAAUCCAUCACGUCAGGGGCACAAAACGGAGGGACGGCGGUGGAAACGUUUCUCAAGUUUUUCCUUAGGAUAUAUUUAUUUAAUUGAAACCACUUUUGGUGACCAUGGCUGCUCUUUCAGCCUGGUUUUGGAACGAGAGAUUUUGGCUCCCACAUAAUGUGACUUGGGCGGACCUUGCAGACCCAGCGCUCGGGGUGGAGUAUCCAAAAGCCAGUCACUUGCUCUCUGUCUUACCGCUGGCUUUGGGGAUCUUUGCGGUCAGAAUACUAUUUGAGAGGUUCAUAGCCAGUCCAUGUGCCUUCCUCUUGCAUAUCCACGCUGCCUCAGUCCACUGGCGAGCCACACCCAACCCUGUCCUGGAGAAGGUGUUUACAUCCAUCACAAAGUGCCCAGACUGGCGACACCUGGAUGGGUUAUCUAAGCAGCUGGACUGGGAUGUGAGGAAGAUCCAACGAUGGUUCAGACACAGACGCAACCAGGAUAAGCCCAGCAUACUCACCAAGUUCUGUGAGAGCAUGUGGAGGUCUACAUUUUAUCUGUGCAUAUUUACCUAUGGGAUUCGUUUUCUAUGGCAGUGCCCAUGGAUGUGGGAUACACACCACUGCUGGUACAACUACCCUAAACAGGUCCUGACUCCAGGCCUGUACCACUACUACAUGACUGAGCUGGGCUUCUACUGGUCCCUCAUGUUCUCUCAGUUUACUGACAUCAAACGCAAGGACUUCCCCAUCAUGUUCAUCCAUCACCUAGCAACAGUGAGCCUGAUCAGUUUCUCCUACGCUAACAACAUGCUACGUGUCGGGAGCCUGGUGAUGUGGCGUCACGACGCAUCAGACUUCAUACUGGAGGCAGCCAAGCUGGCCAACUACGCCAAGUACCAGCGAUUGUGUGACUUCCUGUUUGUUCUGUUUGCAGUAGUCUUCUUCAUCACAACGGCUCGUCAUCUACCCUCUAUGGUUAGUGAAACUCUAUGGUUGUGA